AUGAAGCAAGGCACGACACAAAGCACCAAGCCCAUCGUGCUCGACGGGCGCACCGGCGAAGGCGGCGGCCAAGUGGUCCGCAUAGCGUGCGGCCUCGCAGCACUCACAUCGCAGGCCGUGACGGUGGUGAACAUCCGUGGAAACCGUGCGGGAGGCCGAGGCCGCGGCGGCGGUUCGUCCGCAUCCCAUCAAUGCCCUGCCCUGCCCCUUUACCAAGGAACGCGCUCGGCUGUACGUGUCGUGCUGACCGCUCUCUGUGCAGGCCUCAAGGCGCAGCACGUCGCGUCGCUGUCGUGGCUGGCCAUGGUCACGGACGCAGAAACAACCGGCCUUCACGUCGGUUCCGAGACUCUCGCAUUCAGUCCCGCGCGGCCGCCGACAGACCUGGCUCGGCGCUGCUUCGAAAUCGAGGCCGGAACCGACGCCGCGAGCGCGCUGCUGAUUCUGCAGGCCGUUCUGCCGUACGUCUUGUUCGCGGGCAACGACGCCAACGAGCCGGUGGUGCUCGAUAUCCGGGGCGGCACCAAUGUCCGCUGGUCGCCUAGCUACGAGUACUUUGACCAAGUGCUUGCGCCGACGCUGGAGGAGAGGUUCGGCAUCCACAUUGGGAGAGAGCUCACGGCGCGCGGCUGGAAUCUUGGGCCGAGAUCGCGAGGCCACAUGACGCUCACGAUUCACCCGGUGCCCAGGGGGAGGGCCGUCAGGUUCUCGCCGGCACCCAGGUAUGCUUUUCCCGAGUCAUACCGAGUCUGUAGGGUGGACGCCAGUGUGAUUGUUCCCCGGGCAUCUCACCGGCGUGUUCGGGAUGAACUUGUUGCCGCGCUGGGCCGUCUGUACCCCGACGCCGGUGUCGAGUUCAAGGUCGUAGAGGACUCUGGGAGCGACGCCCGAUGGAGCAUCCUGCUGGUUGCGCAUUCAGAGGGGGGCAUUCGUUGGGCCCGCGACUCGCUCUUCUCCAUUGCUAACAAGACCAAGUUGUCGCGAGAUGGAAUUAUCCAGCAUGCUUGCAGCAGUCUCUGCAAAGAGCUCUACGAAGAGACAAGCCUCAACGGGACGGUGGACGAGUUCCUCCAGGACCAGAUCGUCUUCCUUCAGGCUCUUGCGGAGGGAUACUCGUCGUUGCCGAGGGGCGAGGACCCGGCGGAGUCUCGUGCGAACGCAUCCAUUGGUGCCGUUGGGGAUUUGGCUGUUUGGAACAUGAGGCCGAGGAGGGACACGACGCACGAGCCGUUUGGACAUGGCUCGACGCAUACGACCACCGCCAGAUGGGUGGUUGGCGAGCUGUUGCCAGCGGCCAAGUUCUACAACAGGGGAGCCGUCGUCAGGGGCGUUGGGUUCUCUCUAUAA
This is a messenger RNA of Metarhizium album ARSEF 1941, 1347 nucleotides long. RefSeq names its product RNA-3'-phosphate cyclase 1. Lineage: Eukaryota; Fungi; Ascomycota; Sordariomycetes; Hypocreales; Clavicipitaceae. Gene Ontology annotation, cellular component: nucleus. Gene Ontology annotation, molecular function: RNA-3'-phosphate cyclase activity. Gene Ontology annotation, biological process: RNA processing. The record is from RefSeq and is a predicted model, not a curated record. The transcript has a single exon. Bases 1 to 1347 code for a protein of 448 amino acids.